UUUCUUCAGACAGUAGAAUACAGCAACUACUUAUCAUGCGGUUCGGUGGAAUAACAGUUCUCGUCUUCCAGAAAGGCCGCACCCAAUAUCAGUUUCAAACUGUUGACAUCCCUUCAACUUUUUGUUCGUUCACAAGCUGUUCCAAUCAGGGUUCAUCAAUGGCUGCGAGCGAAGUGACAAGCUGUGGACAUCUCAUAAAGGUUGGAGUGGUUUUCUCUUGUUCCAUACUAUCUAUUGUGCUCGGUUCCUGGAUGUUGGUCUUCUGGUAUACUCGUCUGCGGCAAGCCAGGUCUCAACAAUGGUUGAUCCCGGUCGGACUAAUCUUGUUUGGGACCCCAACCUUGAUUUUGAUCUCGUUCCUUGCCUCUGAGCCACUCCCUCCACUGCCGACAACCCUGCCGAGGAACAAGCAUCAGGUGGAACCCUGGCCGGUACCAAGUCCGGAUCAGCCGGCCGGACACUGUGAUGCUACACCAUGAUGCCAUGAGACGUACCUUUCCACUUUUCUUUUUCUUAGAUUGUCCGCUCUUCUGGGACUUAAAUUCAUCUAAAUCAUGCCAAGAGACGCACCGGGUACACCGGUAUACGGCCACUUCCAACUCGAAGGUCUUAAUUCAAA
Molecule: messenger RNA, 619 nt
Organism: Nymphaea colorata (pocket water lily)
Lineage: Eukaryota; Viridiplantae; Streptophyta; Magnoliopsida; Nymphaeales; Nymphaeaceae
Exons: 2
Coding region: 36-479 (147 amino acids)
Source: RefSeq, a predicted model, not a curated record